Molecule: messenger RNA, 1354 nt
Organism: Anolis sagrei ordinatus
Lineage: Eukaryota; Metazoa; Chordata; Lepidosauria; Squamata; Anolidae
Gene: TIMM21
Product: translocase of inner mitochondrial membrane 21
Biological process (GO): protein import into mitochondrial matrix
Cellular component (GO): TIM23 mitochondrial import inner membrane translocase complex
Source: RefSeq, a predicted model, not a curated record
AGCAAACUACAUGUCCCAGAAACGCUUGCAAAGAAACACAAUGGCGGGGUAGAUUGCAAAAGCUGCUUUUACUUUUGAUCAAAGUGCAGCAGGAAAUAUAACUCCUCUUUCUCUCGUUAAGUCCGGGACAAUGUUUUCAAUCUUUGGCAUCGGAGGGGAAAGGAGUUUGGGUGUCAUCUAAGGGUAAUAUUUAUUCAAGGCAGCCAUGCCCCCCUUCGCAGUCUUUUCCUCCUUUCUGCGGGGAAUGCACUGCAAUGACAAGGUGCUGGGGAAGUGGUUGCAUUUGCAGCAUAGGAAAGCGCUUGAAAGGACUUUGGGGUGCUUCAGGGUCGGGGCAAGCCCAGGGGAGUAUAGUUUGCACCCUGGAGUAGCUUCUGGGGGGCUACCACGAAAGGUGUGGACGCCAGCGGGGGCCUUGAGGGCUGGGAAAGGCCAAAACAGCUCCCAGGUCCCUGUGCAAAGAAGCCAGAAAGGAGGGACCUCUCUCUCAGCUGCUCAGAAAGUGAAAGAAGCUGGAAGAGAUUUCACCUACUUGAUAGUGGUGGUAGUCGGGAUUGGUGUCACAGGUGGUUUAUUCUAUGUGAUUUUUAAAGAGUUGUUCUCUUCUUCCAGUCCUAGUAAAAUCUAUGGAGAUGCCUUGGAGAAAUGCAGAGCUCACCCUGAGGUAAUCGGUGUUUUUGGUGAACCCAUAAAAGGUUAUGGAGAAGCAACGCGCCGUGGGAGAAGACAACUGGUCAGCCAUAUUGAGUAUGAAAAAGAUGGGCUGAAAUACAUGCGCUUAAAGUUCUACAUUGAGGGCUCAGAAAAAGGAAAACAAGGGACUGUCCAUCUAGAAGUGAAAGAGAAUCCUGAAAAUGGAAAAUAUGAAUAUCGCUAUAUAUUUGUGGAUAUUGAUGUCUAUCCGAGAAGAACCAUAAUAAUUGAGGACAACAGAUAUUUAAAUGCCUAAAAGAAUAUUUCAUUCUUGUGAUUCUUUUUCAUGGUACUGCAUUUCAUAGAAAUAGGAGAACUGGGGCAAAUGUUGGCUGCAAGGUUGUACUAUAACCUGAUGAAAUAUUCAUGUAAUGCCAGUGGAAUCAGUGAUCUCAUGUAUAAUUCUAUGGGAUAAAUACAGGGAGUAGAGAAUCGUGGAUUUAAUAGAAAAUGCAAACAGUGUUGACGCACGUAAUAAGAAUUGGCAGCAGCCUAUGACAGCAGCAAAGAUAUGAUUCAUCCAAGAUGGUUAACAGUGAAUCACAAUUUUAUACUCACACACACAUUACUCGACUUUAUAGAAUUUCAAGAUCAAUUUCUCUGUUUGAAUUUAGACUUCAUACUGGUGCUUCAAUAAAGAAAACAUAAGAAACAUACAAAA